Molecule: messenger RNA, 480 nt
Organism: Cylicocyclus nassatus
Lineage: Eukaryota; Metazoa; Nematoda; Chromadorea; Rhabditida; Strongylidae
Source: the annotation of a GenBank genome assembly
AUGCUCCGUUCUCUUCUAAUUGCAGCCAGCGCUGUGGCAAUGGCUCUCGCUUUUCAUCAGUAUCGAGAGCUUAAGUGCUCAACCCCUACCAAUACGAUCCGCGGUGGUCCUGAUAGGGCGGAGUGCCAACUCAUUCUGAAGGAAGAAGAGCUAGAGACGGGCAGACCUGUACCUAAAGGUCUUGGCUGCUGGAAGGAGGAUCACGAAGGGGAGGAGCGAGAAUACUGUGACCUGGUAUGCCCCAAAUCACAUACUGUCUUCAUCUCAUACAUCGAUCAAGGUCAUCGUGCUUGCUUCAACUAUGUAACCUACCAGAUUGAGAAACGCGAGGAAGAGCGAUACUUGUGGCGCAGCGGAAAAUGCCUGAACUCCACUGUCAACUACCGCAUCGGAUGCAAAUUCGAUGAUCCAUUCGAGACCCAGUUCAAGACCGACAACGAGAUUCUCGCUCGCCUUCGUGCUCGUGCUCGUCGUGCAUAA